Ostreococcus lucimarinus CCE9901 is the source of this 375-nucleotide messenger RNA. RefSeq lists its product with no specific name. The record is from RefSeq and is a predicted model, not a curated record. The transcript has a single exon. The annotation marks the transcript as partial. Lineage: Eukaryota; Viridiplantae; Chlorophyta; Mamiellophyceae; Mamiellales; Bathycoccaceae.
AUCGUGGUGAGCGCGGGAAAGCGCGGCUUGCGAGACAUCACGGACGACGUGACGGCGGCGAUUCGCGACGCGCACCGACCGGGGACGAUUGGCACUUUGCACUGCUUUUGCGAACACACGUCGGCGUCGCUCGUCGUCGGACCGUCGGAUCCCACGUUCGCGACGCGCUUUGAGGACGCGUUGAACGACAUCGUGCCCGAGUCGUGGAACGACGAGUUCUUCAGACACACGGCGGAGGGCCCAGACGACAUGCCCGCGCACGUGAAGAGCACCAUCGUGGGGGCGCACAAGACGGUCCCCGUCGACGCCGACGGCACGUUAUCUCCCCUGAACGGCCAACGAUUGUACUUGUGCGAACACAGAAACGUGGGUGGA